Myxozyma melibiosi is the source of this 912-nucleotide messenger RNA. RefSeq names its product Alpha/Beta hydrolase protein. The coding region runs from base 1 to 912 and encodes 303 amino acids. NCBI's taxonomy places the organism in Eukaryota, Fungi, Ascomycota, Lipomycetes, Lipomycetales, Lipomycetaceae. The record is from RefSeq and is a predicted model, not a curated record. Gene Ontology annotation, molecular function: monoacylglycerol lipase activity. The transcript has 9 exons. Gene Ontology annotation, cellular component: membrane.
AUGACUUCUGAAUCAAAGCUGCAGGCAAUCGAUGAAUAUAUCCCGGUCAACGGGAUUCAGUUUUAUACUAAGCAAACUGUACGUAGCCCCGGCGGCACCGUCGUACCGAAGGACACCAAGACUGUGGCCAAAAUAUUCUUUAUACAUGGAUUUGCGGAACAUGUCAACCGUUACACCGAACUGUUCGAGGUUCUGGCAAGCAAGGGAAUUGAAGUCUUCGCAUUUGACCAGCGCGGUGCUGGACGAACGGCCCCCGAUCGCAAAGACUGGGGUGUGACCGAAGAGAAGUUGGUAUAUGAAGAUAUUGAUGCGUUCAUAUCCUUAAAGAUGAAGCCCGACUUCAGUGCUAGCAUGGGAUCUCCUAUACCGUGGUACAUGAUGGGCUUUAGUAUGGGAGGGGGCAUAUGUUUGAAUUAUGCUAUCAAAGGAAACUAUCGUGAUCUGUUUACAGGAUAUGUGGCCAUGUCUCCUUGUGUCCUUGUUCAUCCACGAACGCGUCCAAAUCCGGUUGUGCACUUGAUACUUUUAGGUGUUAGCAAAGUUGUGCCUCGAUUACAAUUCGACACAGGUAUCGUCCAUGAAUAUCUCACUCACGACGAAGCGGAAGUUGAGGCGUUAUCUGAUAUGCUUGAUCGUGGGAAACAUCUCUUGGAUCAUAACUAUUAUUCGAAGAUAGCAGACAAGUCGGUGCUGAUUAUACACGGCGAUGCCGAUAAGGUCAAUUCCUUCGAUGCUUCGAAACUUUUUUUCGAGAGAUUACCGAUUAAAAACAAACAUUUCGUUGUAAUGGAAGGUGGCUAUCAUGAAUUGCAUCACGAGCGUCCCGAAGAUAGGCAGAAGUUCUUUAAAGAACUCAUUGACUGGUUCUAUAACGAUGCAUCAAGGAUUUCAACAGCAUCAUCCAAACUUUGA